Planococcus citri (citrus mealybug) is the source of this 4797-nucleotide messenger RNA. Its product is annotated as ubiquitin carboxyl-terminal hydrolase 2-like. The record is from RefSeq and is a predicted model, not a curated record. The transcript has a single exon. Gene Ontology annotation, molecular function: cysteine-type deubiquitinase activity. Gene Ontology annotation, biological process: protein deubiquitination. Bases 447 to 2177 code for a protein of 576 amino acids. Lineage: Eukaryota; Metazoa; Arthropoda; Insecta; Hemiptera; Pseudococcidae. Gene Ontology annotation, cellular component: cytoplasm.
CGAGAAAAAUGUCAAAAACGUUCAUAUUUUUUGUCGAGAAUCAUUUCGUUCUUGAUACGGAUUCGUUUCGUACACGUGUACGAUGUUCGCAAAACUCUGCUGCAGUUCUUGCGACACUUGUUCUUGAUGAUUUGUGGUCUGUGGGUCAUGUGUACUUCACGAACUUCAGCAGUUGUUUGUAACGCGAAAUCACAAAUUGUGAAGAUUUUCAACUUGUUCUGUGUUAAAUAGUGCCUUUUAAAACUUUUUUACACAAGUUUAUCAUAAGUUGAUUUUUAUUGUCUCGUAGAAGUUUAAAUUCUUAGUGAAUUUCUGCAGUCAUGUUCGCAUAAUAGCAUUAUGCACGUUGUUUUAACCUCUGUUUGAACUUCAGUGCAGUGAAAAAAAUAACAUUAAUCGCGAAGAUUAAUCAUCGUCCCUCAGUAUUUCAAUUAUUCGAACGAAUCAUGAUACCAGAUAGUGUUUCAUCCGUUGCAACAACUACGAAAUCAGCCAUUACAUCUGCGUUAAAUGAUUACAGGUAUUACAGUACGUUAAGUUCUAAGUUUAAUAACACUCCUACAUACUUAACCUCGAAUUCUUCGUUAAUAAAAUCUCAUCCUACGAGAUACAGCAAUUUGUUUACUUCUUCCGCAUCGAAAACCUACGAGCCUUCUGAUACGAGUAGAUGUUUGACGUCAAGAACUGCAUUCAAACCGGACGAUUAUUCAUCGUAUUCAAAACCAUUAAUCCGAGAUAAAUAUACCAAAUCUUCUAGUUAUGAUACGUCAAAGAAGAAAUCGUUGCAAAUCUCGCCUACGUAUUCAUCGAGUAAAUACCAAUCCAGUAAUUAUCGCACUUCAUCUCUGCCGCCGACAACGUAUGUUUCCAAGACAGUCGAUUCGGCGAUUUUAGAUGGAAAUGCCAACUACCGAAGUACUAAUGGAGAUAGUAGUUACUUAGAAAGAAGACUGAGUGCUGUCAAAUCAAAUUCUACAUUAGGAUUGCGGAAACAUAUAAACGACUGUACCAGUAACAUGUGUAAUCUUAAUGAUAGCUACGGCAGUAGUAACAAUGUGAAAAAAGAUUCCGAACAGAGUAAGAGAGAUUACUGCUCGAGUAAUUAUAAAAGAUUCAGCGAACGACAUUCAGGCAACGACGACGCCAACAGCAACGACGAAACAGCUGGAAAGUGGUCCGGUUUAAGAAACAUUGGUAACACCUGCUACAUGAAUUCCAUAUUGCAGAGUCUUGGAAGCACAAAACAAUUGAAAGAGUACUUGAUCAACAAGUCGUACAUUAAAGAUAUCAAUCAAGAUGGGAAAUUGAUCAGCGCUUUUGGUAAUCUAAUUACCAAAUUGUGGUCGGUUUCUUCAUCAAGCGCCGUCGAUGUAUCUUCGUUUAAAGACAUAUUUCAAAGAUUAGCUCCUCAGUUUGCCGGAUACGAACAGCACGAUGCUCAAGAAUUUUUACGUUUUUUGAUCGAUAAAUUGCAUGCAGACGUGAAUCGAGUACGAACUAAACCAAAAAAUUUACCUGAAAUCAGUGAUAAUCUGUCCGACAAUACAUUAGCCUCUGAACAUUGGAAGAGAUAUUUGAUGUCGGAGAAUAGUUUUAUUCUCGAAUUAUUCGUCGGUCAAUUGAAAUCAACGUUGCAGUGUUUAGUUUGUGGUAAUAAAAGCGUCACAUUUGAAAUAUUCUGGGAUUUAUCUUUACCUUUGCCAACCUACUCAUCAUAUAGCAGUACCGUUACUUUAGCUGAUAUUCUACGUAACUUUACUCAAGAAGAAAUUCUCGAUAACAGAGAAAAACCGCGAUGCUCCAGAUGUAAAAUAGAACAAAGAAUGGCAAAAUCUUACUCGUUUCAAAAGCUUCCCAAGUACUUGGUGUUACAUUUGAAGCGUUUCCAAACUACCAACAGUUACAAAAAACUGUCUACCUUAGUCGAGUUCCCAUUGACCACUUUAGACAUGUCACCGUUUUUAGCUAAAUCCGUUAUUACCAGUCCGAAAAGAUACGAUUUAUAUGCUAUUUCCAAUCAUAAUGGCACCCCUUUCAUGGGUCAUUACACUGCGAAUUGUAAACAUCCAUCGACUGGUGAAUGGUAUAAUUGUAAUGACUCGACAGUUACCAAAAUUUCUUCUCAAAAAUUGGUGAACGCCGAUGCAUAUAUUCUGUUUUAUGAAGCAGUUGACUGAUGAGUGCACUGCAUUCAUCUGUGCAAUUUUACCUAAUUUGAAGAGGAAAAAAGUUGUUACCUUAUUCUUUUUAAAUUCGAUGUAUGAUUACCUUGAUUAUUUUGUAAUAUUUUUUCGCCGCAUCUUUUAAUAUUAUUGAAACAUCAUUUCCGUUCUGAAUUUAAAUACUCACAUUAUGUAUUCAUCGCUUGAUAUGCACUUGUCCUGUUCUUGUUUAAUUUAAAGUCACCGAUCACUGCUUUUAUGAUUCGCGUGGAAAUUUACCGCUUUCCAAUAUAUAAAUAAUACUAUUCUUUGUUCAAGAGUGUAAAUUAAUUUUUUUUACCAUGUUUUUUAAUGUUAAUUUGAUUCUGUGACGAUCGCUGUUUUAUUAAUUGUAUCUGAAGAUUCAGGUUUUAAUUUAUGUAUUUGAGGCGAAUUUUUGAAACUUUGAAAUUCUGUUCUAAGUUGAAUCAUUACGGGGAGUUUUUUUAAUCCCCUGAUAUUCAAUUGUAUCCUCCUACUGUUAUUUUGUUAAUCAAUUCGUUCCCCACGUUUCCCUGUACGUAUAAACUUGCGAAAGAAACUGCUUAAUAAUAAUACAUAUGAAGCUUCAAAUGUGAGACAAUUCAACUCUGUAUGACCCGUAAUAAUUAUGUAUGUAGUUCAGUGUCAAACAUAUUUUAAACUAAUUGGCCACGAUUCAAAAUCCAAAUUUUAUUUUCAUUUAAUAUUUUGUGCGUUUCAAUUCAAUUUACAUUGUGUAAUUCCUACUUAUAUACGUCGCCGAUGUUUUUGUCCUGAAUUUUUUUAAUUUAUUGGUAUUACUUGAUUAAUGAGUUUUAUGUAUGUAAGUACAUUAUUGUACACCAAUCACUCACCUACGUAUCUGUGUACCUUCUUGCCAAAAUCACACAAUUUUUGAUUCAUAGAUGAGUUUUGACUUUUGAGGCUUCAACGACAACAAUUUUGUAGGUUCUCUGCUUCAGAGAAUUAUUUCAAGUUGAAACGUAAUUAGGAAUUUUAUCCCUUCGUACAACCUUAUUCAUUUAUUAUUGAUUUUUUUACAACUUCGCUUAUUACUGAGAAUUAAUAAUUUCAAGUAUUAGUAAUUGUUUUUUUCGAUUUGUAUCAUACCAUCAUCCAAUAAAAAUGAAGACAUCGAUUAUUUAUUGUUGCGACUUAUUGCGUGACUUACAAACUUUGGUCUGGUGGAUGAAAUGUUUUUGCUCUUCGUUUGAAACUCAAUUUUUUAUAUAAAGAAAUGCAGGGUAAUUACGCAUUGUGUUAGAGGUAUUGUUCGUUUUUUGUAUAUGUUUAUGUUCUGAUUUUUUUUCUCAUUUCAUUUUCUGUACUUUGACUCAUCUAUUCAAAAUUAUGCGCUUAUGAUUUGAAGUAAAUAAUAAAUAAGUAUAAGUUUAGCUGGUAUUGUUUUUUUUUUUUUCUUCUUCAAGAAACUCCACUAAUGCUUUUCUUUGCAAUUGUUAUUUUAACUGACUGAUAGUACUUAAUAUUUCAUUUCAGCUAUUUUUCUGAUAUUCAUCAAAUGUGUUUUUCAUUUUAAGAUCAUUAGGCAUUCGUUUUCUGUCUAAUAAAAAUGUAUUUUCCCGGCUUCAGCCCGAUCGUCAAUUUACAGUAUUAGGUACCUAUUUUCUUUUGUAGUGUCAUGACAGAAACAGAUCUGCACGAUGAUGCGUACUGAUGAAAUUUAACUGGUAUAAUAAAUUCACCCUUCCUCUCUCCACUCCACUUUCAGUUGAUAUUUUUUUUACAAUGAUGAUUUCUGCAAUAAUUCUUUAAAAAUAAUCAUGUUGAUCAGAUAACAAUAAUUUUUCGUGAGCAGUGCUUACUCGAUCACUUGUAUUACCAAGUACUCACUAUAUUAUGUUCUAAAAUAAUUACUUCUUUCCUUUGAUGAAAAUUGAAGAAAACAACUCUGUGAAAUACAUUUACAUACGAAUGCCUGUCAUAUUUAAUGAAUACCGAAAGGCGGAUACUAUUUUAUCAUUCGUUUUAAAUUCUGUUCAGUUUAACAUGUAACUGUAAGUACUGAAAAAACCCAAUACUAUUAUAAAAUAAGAGUUCAUCGUUAUGACGAAGUAUCACAAGUUUAUUUUUACAGCCCAUUGAUGAAUAAAGUUGUCUAUUUUAUAAAAUUCAGUUCUUAUUUGUAAAAGGUGCUCGCCUAUUUGAACCCGCAUGGUACUUUGUACUUGGAAAUUUUGUACUUUUUGGUAAACGAAAAAAUUUACAUGCAUACGUAUUAAGGUAUUAGGGUUGAUAACCCAAAAAUUGAAUUUAUUUAUUGAUUAUUAAAGUAUCAAACCAUGAAUUUUAUUUCUAGUCAUGUUUGUUACUACUAUAAAAUGAUGACUUUCCAAUAAUUGUAAUUUGUUAUAACUAUUAUCUAUUAUUAUGAAUUUUUGUCUAGUCUUUGUUUUUGUUGUUUACCAGCUAUUAAGUAUGUAACAAUUGUACUUGAAAUCAAUUCAAGUUGAAUUUUGUAAAUGUUUCCGUGAAAAAUUUCAAUGGUUGGAUGGUUAUAAUCGGUUUUAUUACCAUAAGUUACAUUUCCCCGUAGUUUUGCACACUUUUCAUUUUGUCAUCAGUGUAAAAAUAAAUGUAAUUUGUUAGCUUUGAA